AUGACGGACGCCAAAAUCGCCAACUUCAACCUCCUCCAAACCCAUUACAAAAAAGUCAACAACCACCCAAUCCGCGCCGACAUCCUGAUCCCAAAAACCGCCCACACAGGCCCCCGCCCCGUCAUCCUACGCUACCAUGGCGGCGGCCUCGUAAUGGGCGACAGCCUUUUCAUGCCAUUCUUCCCGCACUGGCUAGCCGAUCUGGCCGAGAAACACAACGCGAUCAUCGUAUCGCCGAAUUACCGCCUCCUACCCGAAACAACCAGUCCCGAGAUCUACGCCGACAUAGAAGAUUUCUGGACAUGGCUUCAUGGACCGGAAUUCGGGGCUUUGCUGGAGAAGCAUGAUGCUGAGGCGGAUUUGGGCCGCAUAAUUACGGCUGGGGAUUCGGCGGGUGGGCUUUUGAGCGUGUAUACUGCUUUGGCGCAUCCGAGGCAGAUUCGCGCGGCGACGGCUUCGUAUCCGUGGAUUAAUCCCGGUUCGGCGAAUACGGUGCUUGCGAACCCGCCAUUUGGUCAUUCGACUCCCGAGUCGGUUUAUACGGAGUAUAUGGCUAGUGCUGAGAUUGGUGGUGUGAAGUCUGAGUGGAGUGGGCCGGAGAGUUUGAGCUUUAUGCUUGCUGCGGCGGAACAUGGGCAUUUGGCUGGGAUAUAUGCUCGGGGUACGGAGGGAGUUUCUCGUGAGAUGUUGUAUCCGAUUGAUAAGCUUGAGAGUGAGGGGGUUGAGUUUCCGAGAGGUGGGAUUGCGGUUAUUCAUGGGAAGCAGGAUAGUAUUGUUCCUGUUGGUGAUGUUGAGGGGUUUGUUGAGAAGGCAAAGGGUGUUAGGUCUGGGCCCGGAGUUACGCUUACGGUGAGGGAUGGGGAGCAUGGGUUUGAUGGGGAUUUGAGGUUUGAUGAGGAGGAGUGGAUGGGGGUGGCUUUUGGGGGGGGCUAUUACCGCUUGGUUGGAAUAGAGGUGUAG
Molecule: messenger RNA, 960 nt
Organism: Penicillium manginii
Lineage: Eukaryota; Fungi; Ascomycota; Eurotiomycetes; Eurotiales; Aspergillaceae
Exons: 1
Coding region: 1-960 (319 amino acids)
Molecular function (GO): hydrolase activity
Source: RefSeq, a predicted model, not a curated record